AUGUCUUCGGACUCUCGUCGUCAGACGUCCUCCUCUACCUACUUUGACAUCAUCCUUUCCAUAACGCACUUUGUCGGAUUCACUUGUAUAUGCCUAAACGGCUACUUCUUCAAUACAUUCAAAAAUGGACUGGGAUGGCCUCAGAAAGCAUUGACAAAUCAGGACGAGAAGUUGGGGAAACGAGGAGAUCAGUUGCACGCCUUCCUCAUGAUUCUCGCAUUCAUUUAUUUCCAAGGAGAAGGUGAGGAAGUUACUGGAAACUGUGCAAUGUUCUCUGUCACUUUCAGCGCUGUUGGCCUAUCGGUUGUACCGAUACAAUUCGAAAAUGCUCUCAAAGCUGCUGCACACUUCCCUUCACAUUCUCGCAAUCGGACUCGGGACCACUGCUCUCGUGGUCAUCAUCGAAGCAACAAACUUGUUGGGAGUGAGUCUUUCUACUUGGACUUCCUUCAAUUAGAGCUCUUUCUCUUUCAGUAUAACAACUUCACAAGUGUUCACAGCUGGAUUGGUGUUGUUCUGCUCUCCGUGUACCUUGUACAGGUACUCUCUCUCUCUCCCUGUCUAUCCGUCUUAUCCUUAUUCGUUAACAUUUCAGUUCUCAUUCGGUUUCCUGACGUACUUGUGUCCGUGUGCCCCUGGCAGCUUCCGUGCCCGUUUGAUGCCAGUUCACAGAGCGGUUGGAAUCGGUUGCCUCGUCGUCGCGUGCGUGCAGUGCGUCCUCGGAUACGCAACAGUUCUUCUCGAGGAACAGCCGUAAGUUUCCGGUCAUUUACCGUCGACUGUACCCAAUGUGUCUGCAGCUCGUGCUUCGGAGAUCUGUCGUGUGCGAAUCGGAUCGAGUACGUGGCCGCGUUCGCCGUUUUCUCGAUCAUCCUCUACGUCCUCCUCGUCCUCGCUCUCAUAAUUCCAAACUCUUGGAGAAGGGUGAAGACUCCCGAUGAGCUCAAGUGA
Molecule: messenger RNA, 951 nt
Organism: Caenorhabditis sp. 36 PRJEB53466
Lineage: Eukaryota; Metazoa; Nematoda; Chromadorea; Rhabditida; Rhabditidae
Source: the annotation of a GenBank genome assembly